This is a messenger RNA of Linum tenue, 2294 nucleotides long. The record is from the annotation of a GenBank genome assembly. Lineage: Eukaryota; Viridiplantae; Streptophyta; Magnoliopsida; Malpighiales; Linaceae.
CAGUUAGGUAGCAAAUAGAGGCAGAGAAGCCGAAGAGCCACCCAUAUUCUUCUGUUGCUCUUCCCUUCUCCGCCAACUCUCUGCAGCUGGAGAUUGGCAAAGUUUCAAUUGAAUACGCUCUCGCGUCAGAAUCAAUCUUUUCCCGCCAAAAAAAGACUGCAAAUUCUGCUAUCGCAAGUUCGCAACUCGAAAGUUCGCAUCUUUGAGUCCUCGAUUGCAUCUCUUCUCUUGGGCAAUCGUCUUUCUGCCCUCUCGUCCUACGGAUCAUGGGUUUCGGUUCGAGUUCCAAUCUCUUCACCAAUGCAGCAAGCAAAGGGGUUGAUCCUGAUCCUGAUGGUGAAGGGUUUGGUGGCAACGUGAAUGUGAAACCUUACUCGGUAGGGAAAGUCGGCGUGAUGAACAACUCUGCUGUUGAUGGAGAUGGUGUAGGGUUUGAGCCCUAUAUAGGGUUAGAAUUCGAUUCACCAGACGAUGCACGGGAGUUCUACAACAAGUAUGCUACGCAUGUCGGGUUUCGAACCAGAAUAGGGCAGCUAUAUCGCUCGAGAACAGAUGGCUCGGUUGCCUCUAGGAGGUAUGUGUGCCAGAGGGAAGGGUUUCAGCUGAAUUCAAGGAAUGGUUGUCCCGCAUUCAUAAGGGUGCAGAAGCAUGGUGAUUCAGGGAAAUGGGUGAUCGACCAAAUGGAGAAGAAUCACAACCAUGAAUUCCUAGGUGGUGGGGAUGAAUCCCGCUCUCCAAUCUUGCAAGGCAGGAUCUCGGUUUCAAUGAAGCCAUCAUCUGUGGUGUCCCCGAGGCCUAAGAAACCCAAAGUGAAAUUGCUGAAGGAGAUUGAUAGCGGAGGUAUCAAUGCGAAGCGCUUUAGAAGCGGGUCUUAUGAGGGUGAACCGUAUUCAGGGCUGGUGUUUAAUUCAGCUGAUGAAGCAUAUCACUUCUAUCAAGCCUAUGCUGAUAAGGCCGGGUUUAGAGUCCGGAUUGGCCAGCUGUUUCGGUCAAAGAACGAUGGAUCGAUUACCUCCCGUAGAUUCGUGUGCUCUAAGGAAGGGUUUCAGCAUCCGUCUAGACUCGGUUGUGGAGCAUUUAUGAGGAUCAAGAGACAAGAUUUUGGAACUUGGAUAGUGGACCGUCUUGAAAAGAAUCAUAAUCAUGAAACUGGGCUAGAACCUGUUACUCCAAAGAGAUCAAUGGAUGAGGUGGUUGAUGAGUUUGUUUCCCCAGCUCCUGCAACGACUCUACACUACGAGUCAUCAAAGGAGACAUUCACCUGGCUGUUCCACACAUGGCUUAAUGCCAUGUUUGGCCGGUCUCCCAGAUCUAUCAUUGCAGAUCAAGACCCUGCAAUCCAACAAGCAGUGGCCCAAGUCUUUCCCUCCACACGCCACCGCUUCUCCUUGUGGCAGCUCGAGGCAAGGGAGCAAGAAAAUUUAAGGUCGAUGUCUGAUGAGUUUAGAUACGGAUAUGAUGAGUGCAUUUCCCAGAGCCAAACACCUGCUGAAUUCACAACCAUGUGGACUGCUCUCGUCAACUGCCAUGGUUUGGGAGACAAUGUCUGGCUUCAGGAAAUGUAUGAAAAGCGGGAAUCUUGGGUUCCGUUGUACUUGCGUGCAUCAUUCUUCGCUGGCAUUAGCCUGACAUCUUCGUUCUCUCUUUCAACUUCAAUCACAGAAAGUGAAGUGGAUGAGUUCAUUUCAAGAUACGAGCAAGUUGUGAAACAUCAGAGAAAAGAGGAAAUGAAGGAGGACUUCAAGUGCAGCAAUCUGCAAGCUGUUCUUAAGACGAAAGAACCGGUGGAAGACCAGUGCAGGCAGCUAUACACUCUGGCAGUGUUCAAGAUAUUUCAGGAGGAGAUGUUGCAGUGCUACAAUUACUUUGCGAUCAAGACGUUCGAGGAGAGGACAGUGAGCAGAUUCUCACUGCAGAGAUGUGGGGACGAGAGCGAGAAACACACCAUUCGACUCGAUAGGUUGAACCUGGACAUUGACUGCAGCUGCAGGAUGUUUGAGUUCGAGGGGGUGCUGUGUCGCCAUGCCUUGCGAGUUUUUAACCUGCUGGGAAUUAGGGAGCUUCCCUCUCGGUAUAUAUUGCACCGUUGGACGAAGAAUGCCGAGUAUGGCACUCCUCGUGAUGUGGAGUCCUUAUCGGAGAAGGAAGAGCUCAAGGCAUUGAUGACUUGGAGUCUGAGAGAAGCAGCGAGUAGUUAUGUGGAAGCUAGCUCUGGGUCUCUUGAUCAGUACAGGGCUUCUUAUGAGGUUAUGCAUGAGGCAGAUAGUGCUGCUGAGUUUUUCAACAACGCCUAA